AUGCCCGACCAGAAUUACCAGUCUGAUAUGCGAAAGUCGAUAUUCAACAAGGGCCCCGAAUUCACCCUAGAGACCUUCUCGAGCAGAGACUUCAUCGUCAAGGACUUCAUCGAGUCGCUCUCCGAUGCUGCCAUCCAGCGCCGCUCCGGGGGCAUCGGAAACCAGCCCUUCGACCCUAAACCCCUAAUCCGCGCCUUCGAGCAUGCGCAGCGGCGCCUGACAGAGCUAUCAGGAGACCUUGAGCAGCGCGAGAACGAGCUGUCUGCAGCCGUGCGGAAGGCAGAAGCGCAGCAUACACAGAACGCAAGCAAUCUGGGCUGGAAGUUGAACCAGGCCAUCGAGUCCUUUCAGAAGCUAGACACCUCCUUGAACGGGCCUCGUCGGCCUGCCACUCGAGAUGAACCAGGUGGUAAUGGCAAUGUGGCUGUCGAGACAGGCAAGAAGCUGGAGGAGCUCGAUCGCCAGAGACGCAAGGCUCUCGAUGCGCAUUUUCUCAUCGGGUGCUGGGACGAAGUGAGCAAUCGCGGGGAGCUCACGAUGCUGGAGAACCUGCGGCGGUCAGGCAGCGGGGAGGGAAAAGUACGGUCUGCGCGUAUUGCCAGACAGCUGCUGCGGAUAAGCCAGAGACUGGAUCCGUUGAGCUGGAGUGAGAACAACGGAGGCACUGAUACCAUACCGCCCAGUCCUGUGGAUGCCAACGGGAACGGCACCCCCAAGAGGAGGAAUACGCGAGAGAUCAUUGAGAAGUUCUCAGAGACGCUGGAGAAUGAUCUGCUGAAGCAGUUUGAUCAUUUCUACCGAAAGGCCAACUUUGAAGGCAUGAAAGACUGCGCCAGUGUUUUACAUGAUUUCAACGGGGGAGCCAGUGUCAUCGCUCUGUUUGUCAAUCAGCAUCAAUUCUUCAUUGAUCGCAGCCAGCUCAUUUCAGAAGAAGUCAGUGGAGACUCUGAGGCAUGGGAGCAGCUUGCUGACCCUGAUGCGUUGUCCCCCGGAGUAGAGCCCAGCCUGCAGUCGCUGGUUGACGAGGUCCAGGUGGUUGUCCAGGAAGAAUCAGCAAUCAUCAAGCGAGCCUUUCCUUACUACGAACAGGUUCUAAGCAAGUUUCUGCAAAGAGUUUUUCAGCAGUCGAUACAGCAGCGUCUGGAACUGGUAUUAGAUAAGGCCAGUUCGGUGUCUUCUCUGGCGUUUUUGAGAACACUGCAAUCAGCACGCAGCUACAUAAGUGCCCUAGUAGACGACCUGAAGGCUCAUGGACUGACAGAACACCCUGACACUAUAUCCUCGCAAACAGCUAUAUUCCUCGACCAGCAGCUAGAGGAGCUGUUUAUUCCCUACCUCAUGGGAGCAUCCUACAUCGAAAGAGAGAAGAAUAACCUCGAAGAGCUCUAUACCUCCCUUAUGUUCAAAUUCGCAACCUUCCACUCCCGACGGAAGAAAACACCCACUACAUUCAUGUCCUCCCUCGCAAAGUCGGGGAGUGAGCUGCUCGCCUCAGCCAGGGACGCAUAUAUCAACAGCCUUGAUUCAUCUGAUUUCACUCCCACGCAGCGCAAGAUGCUCCUCCGGGUUGCUGGGCUCAAGGAGAAUGGCGAGCCACAAAAACAAAACGAGAUUGAGCUUACAGAGGAAGAUGGCCAGCUGAGCGUUGCAUUUGCUAAGCGUAUGCUUCGAUGGUUAGCAGAAGGUGUCGGUAGAAGUUUAGAACUCAGCGUGAGCAGUGAGACUCCCAAGGAUGUCUCCACCCUUCUCAGCAUGCUCUUGUCCAGGAUGGGCGAGGGAUACAUAGAAACGGCUCUCGAUGCGGCCUUGGAAUCUGCUCAUGCCCAGGAAUCCGGAAAAGCCGAGCCGGAUUUCAACUACUUGACGACUCUGAGGACGGCGAUUAGUAUAACGUAUUUGAUGAUGACCUGCAUUAAUGCCGUACUCGUUCCGCUGGCAGCAUCCAAUAUAACCAUAAAACGGGACAUGGAGAAGAAGACGAAUUUGAUAAUGCACCGCAUCGAAGAGAAGAUCAACUCAAUUGAGCAGAAAACCGUUGACGUGACACUGGCUUGGGUUGCGCGAGUCCUCUCAAGUCAGAAGAAGAAUGAUUUCCGACCAAAGGAAGGCGUAGCAGAUGAAACUGGAUGGCUAGAAAUGCUACAAACGCCGACGUGUGCGUCUAUUUCCGGUUUUCUAACUCGACUUCACAACGUAACACUUACAUCACUACCGUCCAGUGGUUCAAAUGUCCAGGUAUUCCUGACUGAAAUCGCCCUGGGCACCAGGGCACUACUCCUAGAACAUUUCAAAAAGUUCCCUGUCAACGCUCCCGGCGGCCUCAUGGUGACCAAAGACAUGACGCGAUACACCGAACUUCUACGAUCCUGGAACAUCGACGAAUCCGUCAAGGGGGUCGGUGGAGUCUUAGAUGUACUUUUGGAAGUCGGCAGUCUGUUCGUUAUCGGGCCACAGGCUCUCAAGGAACGCGUAAGGGCUGGAACAGCUGGUGGAGGCAGCGGUGCUUCAUCUGGAGGCGGUAGUGGCGGAACCACAGGUGGAAGCCAGAGUAAAUCGAAUGCUGGCUUAAGCGUACAAGAAGUGCGUGCUUAUGUUCUGCGUCGAGAAGACUCGGGAAGUGCAGCGAUGCAGGAUGUUUUCAACGCCUUUUAA
This is a messenger RNA of Microsporum canis CBS 113480, 2652 nucleotides long. RefSeq names its product exocyst complex component protein. Lineage: Eukaryota; Fungi; Ascomycota; Eurotiomycetes; Onygenales; Arthrodermataceae. The coding region runs from base 1 to 2652 and encodes 883 amino acids. The transcript has 2 exons. The record is from RefSeq and is a predicted model, not a curated record. Gene Ontology annotation, biological process: exocytosis; Golgi to plasma membrane transport. Gene Ontology annotation, cellular component: exocyst; cytoplasm.